Messenger RNA from Pseudophryne corroboree (corroboree frog), 2354 nucleotides. RefSeq names its product transmembrane protein 200C (gene TMEM200C). The record is from RefSeq and is a predicted model, not a curated record. Bases 505 to 2139 code for a protein of 544 amino acids. The transcript has 2 exons. Lineage: Eukaryota; Metazoa; Chordata; Amphibia; Anura; Myobatrachidae.
CCCCCUGUGAAAUCAUCCCACCCGUCUGAGCUGCACUAAUUAAUCACCCACAUUGCCGGUGCCAGGGAUUUGCUCCAGAUCUGCCCGGUGUCCGCCCCUGCUGUGUCUAUGGAGGAGAGGGACAACACCAAUAGGAACAAUGACCAGAGGCGGAGCGAACUGCUGGCUCUGCUGAUGCAGAAAGCACAGAGGCGGACCCAGAUAGUAAGAGAGAAGGAGGAUGCCAAGCAAUAGAUGUUCUCCAGCCUCAGCAGCAGCAGCAGCAGCAGCCGGCAGAAGCAGGGCUACAACCAGUACAUCAGCGUAAGCAGCAGUGCCAGAAGCAUGUGAGCCGGAGCGACAGUGCCAGGAGGCACUCAAUGGAGGAACAUGAUGGUCGUCCGAUUCCAGGAAGGGCUCAGGCUUUAGUGAGAGGAGUCUCAUUGCCUGUGCUGUCAUCAGGCAUUAGUUCAGCUGCACAGCAAACUGGAGCUGGAGUAACUUAUCAGGCGCUCUGAGGUCGGCAUGAUUGCCACUGGGGGUCUACUGAGGAUCUCUGCACGGAAACAAGAUCCUCUCAGACCCAAAAGUCAAGCUCCAAAACGCAAGCGGAAAGCAAAAAGGAAGCGUAAGAAUGAUGUGGUAGUAGUAAAGGGCAAACUUAAAUUUUGCUCUGUCUCUGGAUUAAUUGCUCUAUUUGGAAUAUUGGUUCUUCUUGUUGGAAUUGCCAUGGCUGUUAUAGGAUAUUGGCCAAAAAGUCACUCAGUUCAUCAUGGAGGUCUAGGGACCAAUAAAGCCAAAUUUUCAUCAGGUGAUACAAAUGUAAUCAGUGCAAAUAAAAAUCAAUCCCGGAGCCAUCACAGCAGUCAAGGGGCUAAUCAAAAUGCCUUCAUAAUAAGCAACACAAACUUAACAAGAAAUCUUCAGCAAAAAACAUCUGGUUUCCUUGCAGGUUUGUUUUCUGGAUACUUGCACUCAGAUAAUCUUAAAGUUUUUGGUCCUCUAAUAAUGGGUAUUGGAAUAUUUCUGUUUAUUUGUUCAAAUGCAGUUCUUCAUGAAAACAGAGACAAGAAAACAAAGAUCAUCAAUCUGAGGGAUCUCUACUCUACAGUUAUUGAUGUUCAUGGCAUGAAAUGUAAAGAUGGAACUCCUCUAAAUGGGUUUGUUAAUUACGUGCAAUCUCGGAGCGUGGAUAUGAAAGGUGGAGACACAUUUGGGGCUGCAAUGCUGGCCAAGAGCUCCUGGCAUUCUGCUCUUGGUGGUACUAUUAAUUUCUCUCCUCCAAAUCUAAAAGAAACAAGGACGUCCUCUCCUAAGGUGCACCGUCAUGUGACAGACAAAGCAAACAUGAAUGAUGCAAUAUAUAGUAUUUACAGGGAGAGGUCAAACUCUGCUCUACCAUUUGACAGAAUUUCAGGGAGAGAUGGCGAAAAUGAUUCCCUCUCAGGAUCACCUGACCUAGGAUGGGGUAGGAGCAGUACAUGUUCUAUUGUUGGUCCUUCCCUUAGCGCAUUUACGCUGCCCGUUGUUAAGUUAGAUAGUUGUCUUUUGGAGAAGAAUGAAGAACAUGGAGAUGGGGAAAAAAGUGCCAAAGAAGUAACCAAGGGAGAGAUUGAACUAAGUUUGAGCAAAUUUAGCCAUGCAGACUUAAAUUGGGAAAUUCCCAAAACCCAUAGAAAGGUACCAUUAAGACGCCAGAGCACAAGCUGUCUGCCUGACUAUAGGAGACCUAUGUCUCCUGGGCAUCUGUCAGACUUAGGUAGCCAGUCGCUAAGUAGCACAGACUUAGACUGUAGCCUUUUGGUGAGAGCUUCUCCAUUUGGCAAAACAAAACCUGCUGCUCUUGUGGAUUCUUUUACAACAGCAACAUUGAUAAAAAGAGAUUCCCAGAGCUCAGGGUCUGACCAAUCAAGCAAUAAGGGCUACAUUCAUCUUGAGGAGGCAGGAACCUCUUUUGAGUCUAUAGACACCUCAGCCAAUAAAACCCAAGACUGUGAGGAAAACAAGACUAUAGACCUUCAAAUGUCCUUGGAAGAUGCCAGCACAGAAAAACAUGUAGUACAUCUCCAGAGACAGUACACAAAUAAAGAAAAAUUGUUGAUGCUCUCCAGGUCUCACGCUAAGUCCGAUGACAAUGAAAUAGAUAACACAAGUAUUUAAGGCACUAAUUAAAUUAUAGCAAAAAUCAACCCUAAGGUUUGUCCACGCAAUGUUGCAGAAUAUGUUGUAUUACAGGGAACCUUGCCAAUAUCCAAAGACCUGCAGUGUCAACAGUUUCCAUACGUAUUGAUAACCAUCACAAACACCUGAUUGUAUGUAUGAUUUAAACCAAACUGUAUUAAUAAACUGUGAAAUAGCCCAUCUUUAACUUUCAA